Molecule: messenger RNA, 3282 nt
Organism: Trypanosoma theileri
Lineage: Eukaryota; Euglenozoa; Kinetoplastea; Trypanosomatida; Trypanosomatidae
Product: RNA editing 3 terminal uridylyl transferase 1
Exons: 1
Coding region: 1-3282 (1093 amino acids)
Biological process (GO): RNA 3'-end processing
Molecular function (GO): nucleotidyltransferase activity
Source: RefSeq, a predicted model, not a curated record
AUGCCUAGUAAAUAUCGCCGUCUGCUUCAGCAAACGGAGCAGGAAAAUGAGGAAGAGCCGCCACAGCGGCAGCUGCGCAGGCGACGACAGGAAUCUACAGUACCUGCUGAGGAUGAGGAUGACAUUACAUUAGAUGACCUACAGAGUGAGGUAGUAAGGGUUGAGGAAGAAGAAAAAGAAGCAACAAAAGUGAGAGAGUCACGUAUAACAGAAUCUAAAAAGGGAAAGAAGAAGUUAAUAAAGGGGCAGGUUGAACGUAACGCUUCUGCUUCUGCUUCUGAUGAUGAUUAUGAUCAUGAUAAUGAUAUUUCGUCUACUGCAGGUUUAUCGAGUCGGUUCGGUAAGAGUCGAAAGACCACCAGUGAACAUGAGACGUUAGGUGUCACCAGUGAUGAUUCCUCUACAUUAUCAAAGGGGCGUAGCAAUGAAGUCAAUCAAAAACUUUCAGAGAGAACUCUCAGCGAGAGCCGUAAGGGGGGCUCUACUGCAAAUGAUGAAGACCACCACCAACACCACAGCAAAAUAUCUGUUGAUGAAAAUGACACCGAUGAUGAGGAUGAUGAUGAUAAUGAUAAUAAUGAUAAUAAUGAUAAUAAAAAUAAUACUAAUAACGAAGAUGAGGAUGAAGAUGAUGAGGAUGAAGGUGAGGAUGAUGUAUUGCCGCAUGCCCCGCGGCUGUACUCCUGCGAUGCCUGUCCGCACGGAAUCUUCACAACCCACGCGGCUCUUCUCGCCCACGCGGAGGAGCGCCACGCGGAACUCGCCCCGGACCACGCCCGCCUUCACCGCCUCGCCGCCCGUCUCUGCCCCGUCUGGAGUCGCGCCCGCCACGCCCGCCGCGCGGCCAUCGCCAUGUGGGGGAAAAAAGUUCUCGACAUCGCCGUGCGGCGCGAUGCGGGGCCGGAAAAAAUGCACGAAGCCCAUCGAGCCCGUGAACAACUUGAAAUUGUUGUCCGUCGCUGGCAUGAAAGGGCGAGGGUGUUUAUUUUUGGCAGUUCCGUCGCUAUGGGUGUGUGGGAUGGUAUGGCGGAUAUUGACUUUGCCGUUGUGGAUGUGGACGCUUUGGAUGCCGGGGGUUGGCCACCACUCGAGCGCAAUGCGGUCCGUUCCAUCACAGAACUCCUGCGCCGUGCGGGGUUUUCCUUUGUGAACCUUGAACCCAUUAGUCAUGCGCGGGUACCUAUUAUCAAGCAUCAUGCAUCUUCACCUAUCCUUACUACAGCAAGAAGAGACGCGGAGGACGUUGUUGCGCGAAGUGUACGUUUCGUCCUAAAUGCCCCAGCAGGGAAAGAAGAUCGGGUGAUGUUAGAGGGAAGUGUACGGGAUGCUGUUGGGCCGUCGGGAGUGCAGCAAGUAUGGUGGAAUCGUACAGGAGACGUUAUGUCCAUGACUCUCAAUAGUACUACUUCUGCCAUUCGAGCGGCUAUGUGUACACCCGCUUUAGUGACACCAGCACUACGAGCUAAAGUACAACCUGUACAUGAUGAGUGUAGACCAGAGUUGUAUAAUGUGGAUUUUGAUCUCAGUUUUCGUGCCUUUGGUAUACGUAAUUCAAAUUUAUUACGGCAAUAUUUGAUGAGUCACCCAUGUGCACGUCCUGGGGCAAUUGUAUUAAAAGAUUGGAGUAAGACGAGUGGGGUAAAUAAUUCUGUGAAUGGAUAUUUUACAAGUUAUGCCAUUAACAUUAUGUGGAUUUACUAUCUUAUACAAAAAGAAUACGUACCAUAUGUUGAUCCAUUAGAUAUUCCAGCAUCAUUAGUAAAUUAUACAGAUUUUGGCCCAAAGUAUAUCCCAAUGGUGGAUCCUUCCCUUAGUCCAGAGGAGCUUGACGCACUUUACAGAGAUGCAGGAGAUAUGUUGGUGGGAUUCUUUUAUUUUUACUCUUUUGAGUUUGAUUGGGAACAUCACGUUAUUUCACUAAAUCGACCUGGUAUCACUACCAAAAAGAUGUUGGGGUGGCAUGUAGAAGAUGUGGUACCUCCAAUGAUAUCUACAUUAGGUGGAGGAGGAGGAGGAAGUGGCGGUGGUGGUGGUGGUGGUGGUGGUGCUAACAAUGGUGGUGGUGGUGGUGGUAGUGGUAGUAUGAAUAGUGGAAAUAGUGUUGGCAAUGGUAGUAAUACAAAACGUCACCCCACUCGAUACGAGCUUUGUAUUGAAGAUCCCUAUGAGGAAAAUUUAAAUUUGGGUCGACAUAUAGGUAUUACAAAAUCGCUACGUGUACGCACUGAACUUUACCGUGGAAUGCUUUCUCUUCUUAAGGAUGGUGAGAAGGAGUCGUGUGUUUUUGCAUCAACUGACUUGGCGGAGUCUGCUGAUGUUGCAGGUACUUCUCCCUCAGCACUUCCAGCACGUGCUUUAUUUAAACUUAUGGCCUUGACGACACAGGCUAUUGCCGAGUCCAAACAACUCUCAGAAAAAACGGAUAGUGGUAAUACAAUGGUUGGUGAGAAAGCUGGUGUUACUACUGUUGUUGCUGGUGGUGGUGGUAGUAGUAGUAGUGGUAGUAGUAAUGGUAUAGAUUCACCAAGUUCUUCAUUACAAGAAGGAUCAUCAACGUUUACUUCUAGCUAUUCACCUUCCUCUCCCAUCUCUUUAUCAACAGGACUCAUUGGUGUUUCUGAGAAGAAGUUGGAGAGCUUAUUUCUUGAAAAGGCACCCACAGAGUACCAGCUUACACGGAAAGUGUGGAACUGGCACCAACUCAUACAUCGAUUGGGGUAUAAGAUUCACCGUGGUUAUAUACUGCCUAGACGAGAGAUUGGUGUUCGUUGCCUCGUCCGCCGCGACGCUGAUGACUCUCUACACGAUUCUAACGGCAAUACUAAUACUACUAAUACUGCUACUAACAAUAAUAACAAUAGUAAUAAUAAUAAUAAUAAUAAUAAGAGGGUUGCAACACAUGGUCGUAACCUAACUGAAGGUAUUCUACGCGAUGUUAGUCGUGGAUUCAUGACACUUACACCGGAGUGGGUGGCGUGGUCUACACCAUGGGUAAGUCAACACUUGCGUGGGUACAGUCGCUUAACAACGAUUGCAGGUGAUACGGUUACAACAGGAAAAACUACUUCUAAUAAUAAUAGUAGUACUGCUCCUGUUUCAACACUUUCAUCUAGUGGAGAACCUGCAGUAGGGCUAAUGCGAGGGACGCGUCGAAAUGCAUCUCCUGUGACCGCUAUGAUGAUAAUGAAAAAGAGAAUGUCAAUGCCAGUGACAAUGAAAGUGUCGAUGGUACGGCUUUAUGGUGGCGUAAAACGAUUUUUACCCUUUAAAUGUAUUCGGUGA